Messenger RNA from Plasmodium gallinaceum, 618 nucleotides. RefSeq names its product nicotinate mononucleotide adenylyltransferase (gene NMNAT). Gene Ontology annotation, molecular function: nicotinate-nucleotide adenylyltransferase activity. Gene Ontology annotation, biological process: NAD+ biosynthetic process. NCBI's taxonomy places the organism in Eukaryota, Apicomplexa, Aconoidasida, Haemosporida, Plasmodiidae. The transcript has a single exon. Gene Ontology annotation, cellular component: cytoplasm. The record is from RefSeq and is a predicted model, not a curated record. The coding region runs from base 1 to 618 and encodes 205 amino acids.
AUGAAUAAAAAUAUAUGUAUAUAUGGAGGCUCCUUUGAUCCAAUUACUAGAGCACAUGAAAUGGUUCUCAAUGAAAUUUCUAAUUUAAAUUGGAUUGAUGAAAUAUGGGUAGUUAUAAGUAAAUGUAGAAAUGAUAAAGAAUUAACAGACUUUCAACACAGAUACAAAAUGUUCUCCUUAAUUAUAAAUAAUGCAUCUCAAAUAUUAAAAAAUAAAAUAUUUUUAAAGGAUAUUGAAUAUAUAAAUAGAACUACUCCAACUUACGAUUUACUAAAAAUGCAAAAAGAAAAAUAUCCUAAUAAUACUUUUUACUUUUGUCUUGGAUCUGAUUUGUUAAAUGACAUAAUUCUUUGGGAUAAUGGUGAAAAGCUAAUUUUAGAAAAUUAUUUUAUAAUUAUAGAAAGGGGUAAUUUUAAAAUAGACAAAAACAUAUUAAAACAAUUUCCUAAAUAUUAUUUAAUUGAAUUCAAACAGCUAUCUGAAGUUAAUUUUAUUUCAUCAAGUAAUAUAAGAAAAAUUUUAACCAAAAAUGAUAAUUCAAAUGAAUUAAAAAAAUUAAUCAAUCCUCUAAUUCUUAAUUAUAUAAAAAAAUAUAACCUAUACCGAUACAACAUGUAA